AUGGGCAGGCCGCACAUGCAAAAGACACUGUCGCAGGAGCGCGGCGUUACCGACGAGCCGGUCGCAUCGUCGCCGCGGCCGUCGCAAGGGGCGGCGAGCGCCUCGCACUCGUCCUCGUCCUCGGGGCGCCCCCGUGGCGCGACGCACAGCUCCGAGUCGAGCGGACACAGCUCGGGUCUCGAGCGGACGCAGUCCAACAGCAGCACGUCGUCGGCGAACAGCACAAGCAGUAUCGAGGCAGUGCCGUUCCGCGCACCGCCCCGUGGCAACGUACGCGGCUACGGCAGCCAGCACACCAUCUCCCCAGACGCCGACGCGCUCUCGUGGCCGCAUCGCGACUCGCUGCCGGAGCAGCCGGAAUGGUCGCUGGACACACACAACGAGACACGCUCCACGCAGAGCUACGAUCCGGAGCAGGGCAACGAACCGUCGCAGGGCACGCCGAUGGCCUAUACCAAAUCCCUCCCGCUGCGCCCGAGCUCGGGAUCCUCCACGACGCCGCGCAUGAAGCACCUCGUAAAGCCCGCCAACGAUACGUGGAUCUUCCGCAACGGGCCGGGCCUGUCGAGCUCGCGCCGCUCGCCGAUGCUCGUGCCGACCAACGAGCUGGAGCCGGAACCGCAGCCGCAACGCAAGCGCACGCCGCUCGAUACCAGCCGCCCCGCGCCGCCGAUCGACUACAACACGAUGAUGAGCACCGUGACGAGCGCACCGAUGGUGGUCGCGAAGCGCUUUUCCCGCCCUUCGUCCCGCACGUCGUACCGCUCGCGCCACGCAGAGUCGACCCUGUCGCGCAACUCGGACGUGCAGCGCACGCCGGACGCGCCGCCGAAAAUGCUCGAGGGUGACGAAACGUCGCUCGCAUCAGGCUCCUCCGUCACCUCGAUCGCCGUGCCGCAGCCGCCGCCAGCAGCAGGGCGUCCUACACCCGCCGAGAUCGUGCGCAUGGAGGCGCAGGCCGGUACGGCGCGCGUGCCGAACACGCCCGGCAUGCCAAGCGAGGCCGAGGAGCGGGGGCAGUGGCGCGCACGUACCCAGGACUGGGUGCAGAACCUGCGCCUGCCGCCGUCGCCGGACGGACCGGCGCCGGAGGAGAGCGUCGUGGACCGUGUGCGCCCUUUGCCGAGCGGCUCGCGCCGCGACACAAACAGCUCGCGCCUGAGCGACUGGACGAUGGACGCGACGCGCGUGCGCAGCUCGAAUCGCUCGUCGAGCAGCACGCUCAUGCCGCGUUCGCCGUCGCCGGAUCACCGCACGAGCAUGCCGAGCUACGAUCCCGUGUCGCCCCGUACGCGCCCUACGCCGCAGGGCCUCGCGCCGCACCUCGCGGCACACAGCGAAACCACACCGCCGGUUCUCAUGCCGAGUAUCUCGGCGCAGAUGGGGCACCACGGCUACCUCGUGCCCACGACCGAGGUGUUGAACCCGGGCCUGAUCGGCCGCCCGCUCGGAAACGAGCCGCUGCUGACCGCUGAGGCGAGCGGUGUGCGUCCGAUGCACGCGGCGACGACGCUGCCCGUGCCCCGGCCGCCGAUCCGCGAGCGCGCCUCGCCGUCCAACGACACAGUGGUGCCACGCACCAAGUCGCCCGCGCCGUCGCGGCGGCGCACGCCCAGCGACUUUAUCUUUGGCGAGGUGCUCGGCGAGGGGUCGUACUCGACCGUAAUCAAGGCGUGGGACCUGAACGACAUCCCGGAAACCCAGCGCGCUGCGCUGCAGCGGCGCCCGAGUGCGCUCGAGGCGGCCGCGGGCCACGACGGCGCGGCGGCGCUGCCGGGCGGUGUAUCGGCGCGGGCGUACGCGGUCAAGGUCCUCGACAAGGUCCACAUCCUCAAGGAAAAGAAGCAAAAGUAUGUGCGUGUCGAAAAAGAGGCGCUGAGUCUGCUGCUGCACCGCCGCGGCGUUGUCACCUUGUACCAUACCUUUCAGGACCGCGAGAGCCUCUACUUUGUGUUGGAGCUUGCGCCGAACGGCGAGUUUCUGCACUAUCUACAGCGCCUCGGCUCGCUCGACAUGGCCUCGGCCUCGUUCUACGCGGCGCAGCUCGCAGACGCCAUUGCCGGUAUCCACGAGGCCGGUGUCAUCCACCGCGACAUCAAGCCGGAGAAUAUGCUGCUCGACGCCAACAUGCGUAUUCUGGUCACCGACUUUGGCUCCGCCAAAAUCCUCGGCAAGCUGGACAGCGCGCCAGGGAGCAUCGCGAGCAGCACCGUGAGCAUCGCGCCGACGGAAGCUUCGGACAACAGCCAAAACUCGCGCGGAAGCUUUGUGGGCACCGCCGAGUACGUCUCGCCCGAGCUCCUCGGCGAAAAGACGGUCGGCAUCCCGUCGGACUGGUGGGCGUUUGGCUGCGUCCUGUACCAGAUGCUCGCCGGCCACUCGCCGUUCAAGGCGGCAAACGAGUACCAGACAUUUCAGCGGAUUCUGCACCGCCGCCUCAGCUACCCGCCGCGGUUCCCCGACGUGGCCAUCGAGCUGAUCGACCAGCUCCUCUCGCUCGAUCCCGACGAGCGCCCGGGCGCGAAAAAGGUCAAGGGGAGUGCCUUUUUUGCGCAGACCGACUUCCGCACGAUCUGGACCGAUCCUGUGCCGGAAAUGAAGCAGGGGAUCGUCGCCAAGAACCCGGGCACUGGCCGUUCGUUUUCCGAUGGUCUCAAGGAGCUCGAAUCGUCGUUUAAUGCAUUCCAGGCGCACGAUGCGUCGUCGCCGCCGUCGUCGCACCCGACGCGUGAUAGCACGCUCUCGCCGAGCGGCGCAACGGGCGACGAGUCGUCGGUCAGCUCCUCGGACGAGGCGCGCUCGUUCAGCCCACAGGCGGAGCGGCGUACGGCACUUAUGCCUCCGAUUCGGAGCGCGACAAGCGCAGUGCCAGAGAGGUCGCAGAAUGCACAGGACAGCUCGUUCAUGGCAGAAAUGUACGACGAUCUCAUGUUGCCUAACGAGGUCGUGAGCUACUCGAGCCCAAUUGUCUUGAAGCGCACGGGUGCGGGCGGCAUGUUUUCCAAGCGCUGCCAGCUCUUGCUGACGAGCUACCCGCGGCUGCUGUGCGUAAGGGAAAGCACGCGCACGCUCAAGGUCCUCUGCGAAGUGAUCCUACGCCCGGUCCCGCCCAACGUCACGGACGACCAGCGGGGUGGGGGCGUGUAUGCCGCGCUCGAGCGUACCACCUCGCAGCGCAGUGCGACGACGCGGCAGCGCAGGUCGCACUCGCUGCGCAGCCAGCCGUCGCUGCCGGCCAUGUCGUUCCAGUCGAUGAAUGCGCUUUCGCGGGGGCUGUCGCGCAUGGGCGCCAACCGCACCGCAAGCGACGCAUAUUCGCGCUACCCGUCCAGCGGUACGCCGUCCAGCGUCGCUUCGCAGUCGGAAACCAACAUGCCCGCGAGCCUGGGUCGCAGCCCGUCGGGUCGCGAAGACGCGCUUCGAUUGCCGCUCGCGAAUGAGAGCAAGUACGAUAAUUGGCUACUGAGUGUGGAAACCAAGGCGCCUCGCUCGUUUAUUGUGAAUACGCACACUCCAGCGCCCGUGCUGUUUGCUGGGUCUACCGCGGUGGCCCAGCCGAUGGCGCUCAUGGCGCGUGGUGGCCAGUGCAGCGGCGGCGGCCAAGUGCUGCAGGAAAUUGAGCAGGCGAUCCUCGCGGUCCUUCCGAUGCUCUCGCCCAUCCUUACCGCCUUGGGCGCGCCCGAGGUGACUCCGAUCCUUGGCCUCGUCCUCAAGGUGCUCGAGUCGCUGCACCUCUUUUGCUAG
Molecule: messenger RNA, 3744 nt
Organism: Malassezia japonica
Lineage: Eukaryota; Fungi; Basidiomycota; Malasseziomycetes; Malasseziales; Malasseziaceae
Gene: PDK1
Product: non-specific serine/threonine protein kinase
Exons: 4
Coding region: 1-3744 (1247 amino acids)
Biological process (GO): intracellular signal transduction; peptidyl-serine phosphorylation
Molecular function (GO): protein serine/threonine kinase activity; ATP binding
Source: RefSeq, a predicted model, not a curated record